UUUGGGUCUCCAGCUGAGUAACUCCCAAAUCAAAACAUUCUUCUUUUCCACUGACCUCUGUAGGUAAGCAAAUACCUUGACUGAAACUCCUGGUGUCAGGGAUUCCUCGUUAGUCAUCAGCUAAUCUCUCACUCUGAGGAACCAAAACAUUGUAGGUCAGCAGUUAGGGGAACAGAGGGCCUUGUUUUUGCCAUCUUAUCUGACGGCUCCAUAUUUACACCCAAAACACAGCAGUCAAGCAAAGAGUGCACACACACGCACACACACACACACACACACACGAAAGUCAAACUGAGAAGGCAGUUCGACAGGAAAAAGUGAAACACAGUUGAUAGCAAAACCGUCCUGUACUUGCUCCUCCAAGGAUCUUUGGAAACUAAACUCUUAGACGGAGGUGGUGUGAAUCAUUCUGCUGACUGCAGCAGGUUGGAUCAGAGCCAUACUGAGAGAGAAAAAAGUGGAUGGACAGUUCAGGUAUGUCUCGACGGGCGGUCCAGGUCCAGCCGGAGAGCAGGGUUCAUGAGGCAGGUCAGUGGAGCACCGGCCUGUGUGAGUGCCAUAAAGACAUAGGGGACUGCUGCUUUGCCCUGUGCUGCCUCCCAGUAUUCACUUGCAAGGUGACCAGUGCGGUGGGGGCGUGUCCCUGCCUGCCUCUGCUGGACUGCAUUGGCUGUGUGCCGCCGGCCUCUCUCGCCAUGAGGGCUUCUGUCAGGGAACGAUAUGGUAUACAGGGGAGUGUGUGGAGCGACUGCCUGUACGGAUGCUGCUGCUAUCCACUAUCCUGGCUCCAGAUCUCCAGAGAGCUGAAAAGGAGAGCAGCUUCCCACGCCUCCUCCUCCUCCUCCUCCUCCUCAUCGGCAAGAUACACGGCUCUGACCCCCCUGCAGGGGGCGCACUUGGUCUAGACACAUCCACCACUUUUCUGCAGCAGUCCUCUAGAGACCAGGAGUUGAUUUAAUCACACUUCCUUCAGUCUGCAGCCGCUCCCUGUUACCUCGGAGAAUUCAGCAGGGACACAAUGUGUCCCAGAGAGAGGAAAGCUCCGUUUGUCCAAAGAUGAAGUAAAAGAACUGUGAUGAAAGUCAAGCAGGGGUCAUUUUGCAAGUUGGCUUGGGUUUUAUUCGAAAAGAUUAUUUUGAUAAGGGAAAGUAAUCAAUUACAUUUACUCAAGUAGUUAAAUACUUUACUCAUGAAUCCUAUUUGAAUGCUAUAUUUUCACUUUGUUCAUAUCAAUUGUAGGCUAAUGUUGGUAUCAUGAUAUUUACUACACUAAGCAUAGUGGACUACAUUUACAAUUAGGAUUUUACUCACCCAUGUGAAAUGUAUUUAUAAAUAUGCAAUUUAUUGUUACAACUCAAUCUUCUGAUUCCUAAAAAAUAAUCUGAAUAAUUAUUUGAAUCUCAAAAGAUACAAAAAGUCCAAUAUUUCCCAAAAGAGCAAAAGUUAAAACAAAUUUUCCACAGGACAGUGCAUACCUCCACCAGUCCCCCCUUAAAUUUGAUCAAUUUGCACCAAAUUGCACACACUCAUAGCCUUUAGUUACCUAAAUAUGCCUUUUUUUUCAUCAAGAUCCAUGAAUUAUUCCCUGGUAAAACAGUGAACAUGUUGAAAUAUGCCUUGCAACAUGAAAUACAAAUUCCUGGAUCUGCCCCCUGCUCCAGAUCUGCACCUGAAAUGUAAGUGGGGUCCUCUCUGACAGCAUUAACAAGCAAACUGACAGGGGUGAAAACUGAGGUAAAAACUUUGAUGGAUUUCAGAGGCCAACCAAUUUUUUCAACUCACCACUAACCUUACUUACUCAUCUCUUUAUGCAACUGGUUUUGUGUUUUAUUCAUACAUUCAGUUGUGUGGCCUCUUCCUUUGACUCGCUAUAUUUCCUUCGCAUUUGUGUAUGUGGGACCGAACCCUUAGAAUCAACUAAGAGAGAUUGGUUGUUUUUUAAAUCUGCUAACAAUCGCUCCCAUCUAACCUCAAUAUGGUUCUAAGCUGAGGAUCAGUGAAUUGUCAUGUUAUUGUGUUCCAUUGUCUAUGUACAGUAAUAAAAACUCAGAUCUGGAAACAU
Molecule: messenger RNA, 2062 nt
Organism: Platichthys flesus (European flounder)
Lineage: Eukaryota; Metazoa; Chordata; Actinopteri; Pleuronectiformes; Pleuronectidae
Product: cornifelin homolog B-like
Exons: 5
Coding region: 462-905 (147 amino acids)
Source: RefSeq, a predicted model, not a curated record